CUAACUUUUAUAAAAAAAAAUUAAAAAGUACAUUUUUUCAAAUAUGAUGUCAACUGUCCCAGAUGAUAAUGUAUUUCAGAUCAUAGAGGAAGCCAAGAUACAUGAGAAACAAAAAGUUAAAGCUCAAUUGCCUGAUUGGCUUGAAGAUCCAACAUAUUUUUCUAAUGACCCUAAUAAUGAUGACAUAAUUGAUGGCCAUUCUUCCUCGUCUAUUAUACAAUUGCUCUCAACUGAAAUACGGAAAACUUUAUUAGAAAACGAAAUUUAUAGAUUGUUUCCAGUUCAACGUGCUAUUAUAGCUAAAAUGUUAUACAACAAUUCAAAAAAUCAAAAUUAUAUGUAUCUAAUAGACUCACUUAUGAGGCCUCAGGAUAUAUGUGUAAAAUCUCCUACUGGGAGUGGCAAAACAUUAGCAUAUGCUUUACCUAUUAUUCAACAUCUUUAUUUGAUUAAAAAAAAUUUUAAUGCAUCAUCUAUACAUAAAAAUAUAUCAGAUGGCAAAAUUAAAGCAUUAAUAUUGCUACCUACUAAAGAUCUAGCACACCAAGUUAACAAAAUCUUUGAGAUAUUUAGUGCAAAUUUGGGGAUUAAAGUAGUUAUGAUAACAGGUGAUAAAAAUAUUGAGCUUGAGAGAAAAAUGAUUAUUGAAAAUUAUAAAUCAUUAGAUGAUAAUUCUUAUAAUACAAAUGUUGAUAUAUUAGAAAAUUAUUUUGAUCAUAAACCAAAAUCUAAGGUAGAUAUUAUUAUAGCAACACCUGGAAGAUUAAUAGAUCAUAUAUAUAGCACAGAUGGAUUUGAUUUAAAUAAUUUAAAAUAUAUUGCAAUUGAUGAAGCUGACAGAAUGUUACUAGAUAUUAAACAAGAUUGGUUAUUCCAUUUGGAAAGAGCCCUGACUACAACUAAUUACUUUAAUUGGCCACCUAGAAAAAUGCUUUUUUCUGCUACAUUUUCACCAGAACCUUCCAGACUAUCUAAACUUAACCUAUUCUUACCAGUGUUAUUUGAAAGCAAGGCUUUUCAUCCUCAUGCAACUCUUACGCCAAUUCCGAAUAACGCUAAAUAUAGCCUACCUCCAUCCUUGCAACAAUUUUAUAUGGUAUGCCCUACCAAGGUCCAAAAACCUUUAUAUCUGCUAUGGUUAUUGUUUAAUUUGGAUUACUUGUCAAAGAAUCGAGCUUCAGGAAAGGAAAAAAGUGAGACAAAGAACCCCAUGAGGAGAGUUCUGUGUUUCACUAAGUCCGUUGAAUCUAGUGUCCGACUCGCAAAAUUGCUCAAUUUUACGAAUAUUCUUGUACACCCUGCCAAAGAAUUCAGCAGUCUGAACAAUAGGGUGAUUUGCAAGAAGAUCCUGAAAUCUUUCCAGUCCUCCACCACACUUCCUGCACCACAAAAAAUUCCCUACUUGAAACAAAAUUAUGACAACGCGCAUUCGAAUUUGCGAAUCGACGAUCUCAAAAUAUUGGUUUGUUCCGAUUUGAUGGCCAGGGGCAUGGAUCUGAAAUUUUCUUCCCAAGAUCUCAAUAAUUUGAUAGUUUUGAAUUACGACGUCCCAAUAAAGAUAAAAAAUUACGUUCACAGAUGCGGAAGGACCGCCAGGGCCGGGUCUAUGGGCCAAGCCGUAACGUUCGUCGAGGAUGUACAACUUCAAAAUUUUAAGAACAUGUUUACGAAGGCUAAUUGGUGCCGCGAUAACCUUAUAGAUACCUUUUGUCAUCCGUUAACCGCCGACGAUUUAGCCAUGAAGCCGAGCUUAAAUGACCCAGGGACGGAUUUGAAAAAGGGAGUCGAGUCCGAAGAUUUGCAAGCUAUUUACCAAAAAGCGCUGAAAAAAUUGAAGAAAUUUAUUUGCACUUCGCCAUUGGUCAAGAAAAGGCGGGGCUUAAAAAGGAAAAUUUAAUAUUCUUAUUUUGAUUGAUUGAUUGAUUGAUUGAUUGACUAUUCCGUCACUUUUUAUUACUUAUAUUAUCACGUGUUUUAUUAAUCAAUUAUUUAUGUUCCCGUAUUAUUUAAGAUGUUAUUAUUCGACGCAAAACAUUUACCUUAACCUCGUGACUUAUGCUUUACCUUGAUGAAACAAGAAGCUAAAUUCGAUCCCUAUUUAAAUAAUUUUAUUUUAGAAGAUCAUGAUUCUUGGUUAAUUUGUUUUGUGCCUGACGAAAUCAACUUCCAGAAUAACGAAUUCCUAUUUUCCCAGGGCUGUAUAAGGCUUUCCCCACCUGAGUCUAUUAUCAUCACUUUCAUAAAAUAAUAGAGGGCAGAAAUAGGGUUAAAUGAGCUACAAUUUUCCUUUACAAGUCCUCUUCAAUGUUUCAUAUAAGAUGAAUUAACACUUAUUAAUUUUUUUUAAAAUAAUAAAAAUUUUAUAUGAAUAUAUUUUAUGCGAUUAUAUAUUUUUACCCAUAUCUAUUAUAUUGAAAU
Messenger RNA from Gordionus sp. m RMFG-2023, 2418 nucleotides. RefSeq lists its product as uncharacterized. Gene Ontology annotation, molecular function: nucleic acid binding; ATP binding. The record is from RefSeq and is a predicted model, not a curated record. The transcript is spliced from 8 exons. The coding region runs from base 44 to 1897 and encodes 617 amino acids. NCBI's taxonomy places the organism in Eukaryota, Metazoa, Nematomorpha, Gordioida, Chordodea, Parachordodidae. Gene Ontology annotation, cellular component: nucleus.